This is a messenger RNA of Pongo pygmaeus (Bornean orangutan), 1382 nucleotides long. It is a transcript of the gene TIMP1, whose product is annotated as TIMP metallopeptidase inhibitor 1. The record is from RefSeq and is a predicted model, not a curated record. Gene Ontology annotation, cellular component: extracellular matrix. Lineage: Eukaryota; Metazoa; Chordata; Mammalia; Primates; Hominidae. Gene Ontology annotation, biological process: negative regulation of endopeptidase activity; negative regulation of membrane protein ectodomain proteolysis; response to cytokine. The transcript has 2 exons. Gene Ontology annotation, molecular function: protease binding; metalloendopeptidase inhibitor activity. Bases 111 to 893 code for a protein of 260 amino acids.
AGUCAUCAGGGCCAAGUUCGUGGGGACACCAGAAGUCAACCAGACCACCUUAUACCAGCGUUAUGAGAUCAAGAUGACCAAGAUGUAUAAAGGGUUCCAAGCCUUAGGGGAUGCCGCUGACAUCCGGUUCGUCUACACCCCCGCCAUGGAGAGUGUCUGCGGAUACUUCCACAGGUCCCACAACCGCAGCGAGGAGUUUCUCAUUGCUGGUGAGGCACCGUCCCCGCGCCCUGUGCCACGCCAACCAGUCCCUGGGGCGCGGCCUAGCAACCACGAGGGGGCGAGGCUCUGAUGGGAAUGGUCCCACUGGAAAUGGGGACUACCCCAAUUUCAGCCUAUCAGAAGGCCGGGCUUUUGCCAGCCUGGCGGCUCAGCCAAUCACAAGCUGCUUGUCGGUUCCCCCUCCUUUCUCCUUAGGAAAACUGCAGGACGGACUCUUGCACAUCACCACCUGCAGUUUCGUGGCUCCCUGGAACAGCCUGAGCUUAGCUCAGCGCCGGGGCUUCACCAAGACCUACACUGUUGGCUGUGAGGAAUGCACAGUGAGUGCCUGGACCCCGACCUCCAACGGGAGAUCCUUCCCAGGGCCAUUCCCUAAAUCGUGGGCUUGUUUCUUGCUCCCUCUGGCUAUUCUGUGUCCCUGUGGCUGCUCCCCAACCCUAAGGGCUGUCCCUGAUCUCUCUUGCUAUUUCCCCAAGCCCGAGACUGCUCCCUUACAAAUUCUGGCUGCUCCCUUGCCCUGUGUCCAAUACCGUAUGAUCGCCUGUCCCUCCCUGGUCCCUCUAAUUCUCCCUUGUGACUAUUCUGUAACCCCACUCCCGGUUCCUGAGCCCCUGGGAUUGUUUCUUGGUUCCCCAGAAUGUUCUCCAAGAACCCAAAGUGCUGUUCCCUAAUCCCACUGACCCUUCCUUAGCACAUCUGCUUGUUGCCCUGCAGCUCUGACUAUUCCAGACACCAGAGGGUGUUACACUGACCUCCUGGCUAGUCCAAGCCUGUUCCCUGAUGGCUCCUGAUGGCCUCUGAGCCCAAUGACUAUCUUGGAGCCCCACUGGCUAUUCCUGUGCUUAAACUCCUUAGCUGCCAACCGGGUGGGGCCCCUUACUACUGCCAGUUUUUCCCUGUCCUUUGGGACAAUUCCACAGGCGACCUGCCUGACUGACCCCCAGGGCCUAUUCCCCAGCCACCAUUCCAGGACACUGAUUUACUGGCUUACUGUUACCUUGCAGGAACUAGUAACAUUUCCCUCAAUGGGAGGGGCUGUCCUGGGGUAUGUACUUAGGUGGGGUGAGAGCAAGUCUCCCCAGCGGCUCAGUGUUGAAAGCUGAGGAGAGGAAGUUCUGCUCCACGGGGGAGGCAGGGAGAAGCCCUCAGAGAUGUUUCCC